Molecule: messenger RNA, 390 nt
Organism: Aureobasidium namibiae CBS 147.97
Lineage: Eukaryota; Fungi; Ascomycota; Dothideomycetes; Dothideales; Saccotheciaceae
Exons: 1
Source: RefSeq, a predicted model, not a curated record
UCAACCUCUCCUUUCGCGCUCAACCUUGGAGCUGCCGCCGGCGUCUUCCAGCUCACGCUUGGACUCACCGCCAUCUUCCAGCCUCGAGUGAUGCUUCAAGAGGUCUGGGGUUUCAAACCUGCCUCGACACCUGGCCAAGAUCAAGUCCUUGUUGAAUCCUUGAUGCAACUUUAUGGCUUGAGAAACAUUGCACUUGGAUUGAUGAUCCUCACUGUCAGAGCUCUUGCUGACAGUAGGACGCUCGGCUGGGUUCUCAUGAGCGACAUCCUUGUCGCACUUGGCGAUGGAUUCGUGCAGAAGAAAUGUACUGGUGGAGGUCAAUGGAAACAUUGGGGGUUCCUCCCUAUCGGAGUCGGUAUGGGUAUGCUCUUGCUGGGCUACUUCGAUUGA